AUGUCAGUCUUGAACAUCCGAGUGGGAUUGUCUAGUAGGCAGCUGGGAGCACCAAAAAGGAGCUCAGGAGAGAAGUCUGAACUGGAGGCACGACUGGAAGUGGGGACAGAUGGAAAAGCCAGGCUCUUUCUCCUGGGAAUCAGGCUGCCGGAGGCUGGUCUUGGAGGUGCGUGGAGGGAGCUGAGCAGCUGGCAGGUGUUGGUGAUCAUUAGAGACAGGGCUGGUUCUGGCACCAAAUCCAACUCUGCUUGUGGCAGCCAGAGAGGAAAAGACAUGAAUCAUGUCUGGGAGGCAAAAAAGGUUGUUUACCCACUUUCCCAGACAGAGAGGGCAGCAGGCAUGAGCCCGGCCUCUGUGACUCUGGCCAGUGCCCUGCAGGUCCGGGGCGAAGCUCUGUCUGAAGAGGAGAUCUGGUCCCUCUUGUCCCUGGCUGCUGAGCGGCUCCUGGAAGACCUCCGUGGUGAUUCCUCGGACUAUGUGGUCUGCCCCUGGUCAGUCUUGCUUUCUACGACUGGAAGUCUCUCCUUCCAAGACCAUGUUUGUCAUAUAGAAGCGGCUCCUUUCAAGGCCCCUGAACUGCUACCGGGACAGAGUGAUGACGAGCAGUCUGAUGCACCUCAGAUGCACGUCUAUUCUUUGGGAAUGACCAUGUGCGAAGACCAGCCUGGCAGGCGGCUACCGCUGCAGUCCAUCCUGGAAGCUUGUCGGAUUCAUUGGGAAGAAGUGGCUGUCCACCCAGCCUCUGCCAGUCUCCGCAUCAGACAGCUGGUCGGCUUGGUUCUGGGCACCAUCUCCGAGGUGGAGAGGAGGGCGGUGGAGGAAAGCUCGUCCGGGCAGCAGGACAGAAGCUACCUGCUCAGGAACAGGCUGCAGCAGGCCAGCUGUGAGAGCCGGGCAGCGAGGGCCCCGGGGUGUCUGCAUCCCUGCAGAGUUUCAGAGAGAAGCACAGAGACUCAGAGCUUCCUGGAGCCCAGACUGAGCGCCUCAGCACACAGCUGCUGCAGCCUCUCUGUGAACAGCGUUCUUCCAGCUGAAGUUCCCCCAGAUCUUCAGGAAGGCCGACGGCUCAGCUCUGGUUCUGCUCUCCCAGAAAACUCACGGCUAGCAACUUCUUCUGGAAAGGGUUUCCUGCAGAGAAAGGGAAAGUUCUCCAGGCCGGAGUUUGCCCUGCUGGCUGGAGAGGCCCCGGUGAUCUUGUAUCUGCCUGGAACAAUUGUGACCAAAAAAGGGAAGUCCUAUUUGGCUCUCCGGGCCCUCUGUGUAAUGCUGCUGAACGGGCAGUGCCUGGAGGUGAGAUGUGACAUCACGUCGACAGUGGGAGCCAUCUUCAGCGCUGUUGCGUCCUUUGCCAACCUUGUGGAGCUCACCUACUUUGGCUUGGCUUACAUGAAAGGCAAAGAGUUCUUUUUCCUGGACGCUGAAACCAGGGUGUGCAAAAUAGCCCCCGAAGGCUGGAGUGAGCAGCCCCAGAAGAAAAGCUCCCCGGAUACCUUCACGCUCUUUCUGAGAAUAAAGUUCUUUGUCAGUCACUAUGGGUUGCUCCAGCACAGUUGGACAAGGCACCAGUUUUACCUGCAGCUUCGGAGAGACAUCCUGGAAGAGAAGCUGUACUGCAACGACGAGAUGCUGCUGCAGCUGGGGGUCCUCGCCCUGCAGGCUGAGUUUGGCAGUUACCCAGAGGAGCAGGUAGAGAGUAAAGCCUAUUUUCGAGUUGAAGAUUACAUCCCCGCAAGCCUGAUUGAGAGGAUGACGGCUCUCCGGGUCCAAGUCGAAGUCUCAGAGCUGCACCGUUUAAGUCCUGUGCUCUGGGGAGAGGAUGCGGAGCUCGAAUUCUUGAGGGUGACUCAGCAGCUCCCGGAAUAUGGUGUGCUGGUUUACCAAGUUCUCCCAGAGAAGACAAGGCCAGGAGGAGAGAUGGCCUUGGGGCUCUGUGCCAAGGGGGUCAUAGUGUACGAAGUGAGAAACAACAGCAGAAUUGUGACUUCACGGUUUCAGUGGAGAGAAAUUGAAAAGAUUUUGGCCUAUCGAAAGAAGUUCAUCAUUACAAGCAGCAUCACUGGGAAAAAGCAUAUGUUUGUCACUGACUCAGCCAAGACCUGUAAAUACUUACUGGGCCUCUGCUGUGCCCAGCAUGGAUUUAAUGCUCAGACGAGCUCUCCCGGAGUUACAACUGUUAUAUUUGACUAUGAUAAAUGUGUGCAAAUGGCCAAUCUGAGUCUUGCACACCUGGCCCAGUCCAAGCCGCUCACUUGGAUCCAGAGACUGUCGUGCUCAGAAAAUGCGCUGUUUGUACCCAGGCUGGAGGGUGUGGCAGGAGGCCUGCUGCACACGUCACUGGAUAACUUCACUGUGGACACCAGCAAGGGGACCAGGGCACAAGGGCUCAGAGGCAGACCCUGCCCUGUGCAGCUGGAGCACAUCUGUUUGACCCAGAAGCCAACGACCUGUGACCCUCUCUCUGGACUGCCUGCUCAGAGCACGUGCACAGGGGCACAAAAUAAGAGGAGAAGGAGCUUUACAGCCGAACCAGAUCGAGAAAUUGUGCGUGUGGCACUGAGCCGGGAUCCACGCCGUGGUUUUGGUUUUGUCAUUAAUGAGGGAGAAGAUGUAGGCAAAGUUGAUCCUGGCAUCUUUAUAUCUUCUAUUAUACCUGGGGGACCAGCUGAAAAAGCUAAAAAGAUCAAACCAGGAGGGCAGAUACUAGCCUUGAAUCACAUCAGUCUGGAGGGCUUCACAUUCGACAUGGCUGUUAGAAUGAUUCAGAAUUCUCCUGACAACAUAGAAUUAAUCAUUUCUCAGUCAAAAGGUGUUUGUGGAAAUACCUCAAGCGAGGAGAAGAAUAGCACGGCCAACUCUGGGGUCUUCUCUACAGACAGCCUGAGCAACGGGCACCUGGGAAGUUUUUCAUCACACACACAAGACCAGGAAAGAAAUAUUGAAGAACUGGAAAUGGCUCGGACUCAGAGCUUAAUGCCCAGGCUGAGACCUCAGCUGUCUGCUCCGCCAUUAAAGUCUAGUGGGAGCCUGCAGCUGGGGGAUGAGCGAGUACUGGCUUGUCAUUCUGCCUGUGCUCAGGUUGGCUGUGACCCUCUGCUGAAGAGCACAGCUCCUGUUAGAUGCUCUUUGCCCUCGAGCUCUUUACCACUCGCUCAGUUCCAUCAGCCAUCCCUCCUCUCGCUCCUCAGGCUCAGGGAAGAAAACAAUGCCAGUGAAAUCUACUUUGUGGAGCUAGUUAAAGAAGAUGGAACACUUGGAUUCAGCGUGACUGGUGGCAUUAACACAAGUGUGCUCUGUGGAGGUAUCUACGUGAAAUCCAUCAUUCCCGGAGGGCCAGCAGCCAAGGAAGGGCGGAUCCUGCAGGGUGAGGAUGGAGUCAUGCUGGGCUCUGCAUUCUGUGGUGUGAUGCGCCCCGGCUUGGGGGAUGCAGCCUUCAAGCCUUGCCCCACUCUCACUCUGAUGCCUUGUGCAAAUGAUUGCCUCUCCAGGUCAUGGUUUCCUUACCUGGAAAAGGAGAUGAUUUAA
Messenger RNA from Mesoplodon densirostris (Blainville's beaked whale), 3522 nucleotides. Its product is annotated as FERM and PDZ domain-containing protein 2-like. The coding region runs from base 1 to 3522 and encodes 1173 amino acids. The transcript has 27 exons. Lineage: Eukaryota; Metazoa; Chordata; Mammalia; Artiodactyla; Ziphiidae. The record is from RefSeq and is a predicted model, not a curated record. Gene Ontology annotation, molecular function: protein binding. Gene Ontology annotation, cellular component: cytoskeleton.